This is a messenger RNA of Pieris macdunnoughi, 537 nucleotides long. The record is from the annotation of a GenBank genome assembly. NCBI's taxonomy places the organism in Eukaryota, Metazoa, Arthropoda, Insecta, Lepidoptera, Pieridae.
AUGUUUAUGUCCGGAUUUCUAAUCUUCUCUCCUGAAAUAUCAGCUAGAAUGACUCCGCAAGAGGAGCGAGAGAGCGCUCGCGGCGCUGAGAUCGCGGACGCCUUCGAGGACGACAUGUUUGGCCCUUCGCGCACCGAGCCCGCCGUUGCACGACCCAAACUCUCCAUGAUCUCGGCACGACUGCGCGCUAACGAGGAACGCAAGCGUGUCAUUGAAAUAUGCUCCCAGAAAUUAGAAAACAUCGAAGACCCCGCGCGUGACCUUCGCCGUUCCGUCUGUAUCAACAACACGUACUGCCGUCUAAGCGAGGAAGCCCGCAAGGAGAAGGAAGCCAGGCGCAGACGCGCCAGGGAGGAAUGCGACGAUUCCUGGAUCGGCAAGAAGGCCCGUCGCGCUGUUGAGGACGAAUGCCUGGCUCUCUUAGACGCCAUCCCAGAGUUGGGGGACGCGAACCUUGGUUGCGCACAGCUGGCGCGACAGAUGCCACGGCAGGACGUCCUUCUGCCCCCCGGCCUACUCACGGUUUUGGACUCAUGA